CGUCGCGAAUGAAAAUGGCGGCGCGCGCUUCCCGUCUGCUGGCUCGCAUCCACAUAUUUUGAGUGUGUGUUACGGCUCGGCGGUGGCUGUGAAAAGUGUGCCCCCUUUGGCGGCGAAGAAAAAUCUUGUCUGCCGUGCCCACCUGUGGAUUACUCCUCGCCGAAACGACUCUACCUUGCUUUUGGAUUUUAAUCGUCGCGGAAGGAAACAUGGGAGGCUGCCGGCACUACUCACGGUAACCCCGGGUUCCCUCUUCUGACGUAAUCACGGAGGCAACGUGGUGCCCCGCUGAAGAGGAGCAGCCAUGUUUCCCUGGAAGAAGGCCAAAGACAAAGAGGACAAGUCCAAGCGACGCGGAGGCGGCGGCGACGACAAAAAGUCCUCGGGCAAGCUGUCCGGCAGCGAGGUCCGCCGACGGAACCUCGUCAUCUCCGGCCCGAUCCCAGCGCCGGGCAGCGGGCUCGUCUCGCCGCUCGCCGAAGAGGAGGACUUCUCGGACCACAGCGGUGGCGGCGGUACUCUUCCCCAUGACUCCACAUCUUCCUCUCCCGUGCAGCAAGAUGGCCACAACAGGAGGCCCCCGCCGGUGCCCCCCAAGAAGCCCGCGGUGGCCCGUACACUUAGCGUGCCCAAGUCGAAGCCCCCGGACAGGCCCGCGCCACGGUCGACGAGUUUGACUGCUCAGCCUCUGGUCGACGCUUUCAAGAUGGCGGUUCGAAAUGGGCACCCACCGCCAGAGGCCGAGUACGGCGAACUGCAGCAGCGCUUCGCGGCCAUACGAAGGGCGUCGGCAACCGCGGGUGCAGGACAGACGGCGCGCAACUGGCCGCUUCCGCCGAUCCGCACGGCGGCCCGGUGUCCGCAGCCGCGCGUGCUGAGCGUCACGCGGCAACCCUCGGGCGACUUCGGCUUCUCGCUGCGGCGCUCGGCCCUCUCGGACGGCCUGGCCGCCGGCGAGGAGCGUCGCCGCACGCUCAUGUUCGCCGAGCCGAGCACGCUGCCGGCCGCAGGCAGUGGUGGCAGUGCGACGGGCCUGCUACCGGGCGACCGGCUGCUCGAGGUGAACGGCGUCAGCGUGGACGACAGGUCGCGCGAGGAGGUCAUCGAGAUGGUGCGUUCGUCCGGCGACCGAGUUCUGCUCAAGGUUCAACCGCUACCCGAGCUGUGCGAGAUCGUGGCCCGCGUGGCCGGACCCGGGGCGCCCCAGGGGGUCACCCUCGGCGUAGGAAGCAACCGGACCCUGUCCCGGACGGGCAGUCGCCGACACAAGGCGCUCGGGGCCAAGACAGACGAGGAGAUAGCUGCAGAGCGACUCUGGAUGAAGUCGGAGAAGGUGUGGGUGCUGUUCAAGGGUGGCUACACCGGUGCAUCGUUGGUGAAGGAAGGGAAAGUGCGUGUUCGCCUGGAUGCCACAGGUGAAGUGGUGCUGGUGGACGAGGACGACGUUGAAAAGGCGAAUCCUCCCGAGCUGGACUUUGUGGAGGACCUCGGCCAGCUGCGGCAGCUCAACGAGGCUGGCAUGGUGCACGUCUUGCGAGAGCGCUUUGCCUCGGGACUUGUGCACACUUAUGCAGGCUCGGGUCUACUCCUCUUCAACCCCCAGCGGCCACUGGCCAUUUACUCGGACAAGGUGAUGCGGCUGUUCCAGGGCUGCAAGGCCGACGACCUGCCACCGCACGUGUUUGCGGUGGCCCAGAGUGCGCACUGCCUGGUGGCAACCAGGCGCGACCAGACGGUGCUCUUCCUGGGCCGCAGUGGCUCAGGGCAGAGCGCAGCUGCCCGACAAGUGCUGCAGUACCUGAGCAUCACGACUGCGCCCACGCCCACUGCUGGCAAUGCCCUUGCCGAGAAGCUGACUGCAGCCGCAGCCCUGCUCGAGUCAUUCGGCAAUAGCCGCACGGCCGCUAAUGCCAAUGCCUCGCGCUUCACCCAGCUCUUUUCGCUUGACUUUGACCACAUGGGGCAGGUGGUUGCUGCCUCUGUCCAGGCGCUGAUGCUAGAGAGGUCGCGGGUGUCUCGAAGGCCCGAAGGCGAGCCAAACUUCCACAUCUUCUACUACCUUUUGGCUGGGGCAGGAGAAGCACUCAGGAAGGAGCUGUACUUAGACAAUCUUGAGGAGCCCAACAUCUUUGUCAGCCCACUCAAGAAGCCAGAUGACCAGAAGAAGGCACGCAUCAUGUGGGAGCUGGUCCAGGGUUCCCUACUGACUCUCGGUGUGCGGGACACCGAGAGCCGCGUCCUGUGGACAGUGCUGGCCGCCAUCGUCCAUCUGGGACACGCAGGAGCCUUGCGCAGUGCGAAUGGGCGUCCACAGUUUGCACGAGCGGCUAGCGCACAGCGAGCUUCCCUUCUGCUGGGCACGUCUGUCGAGGACCUUGCCAAGUCUGCCCUUGACUCGCCGCUCCUGACGGUCGCAGGCAACAGCCGGGGGCCUGCACGGGGAGACGGAGCUGGAGAUCCCGUGGAGCCUCUGCAAGACUUUGUGGCCUCCCUGUACCAAGAAGUGUUCAACGUGGUGGUGUCUCUCGUUAACCGCGCACUCGGUGGCUCUGGCAGGAGUGUGGCGGCAGUGCAGGUUCUGGACUGCCCUGGUUUUCAGCCCCAGAGCGGCACUGGUGCAGGGGGCAGUGCAGCGGCCACCCUCGAAGAGCUCUGCCACAACUACAUCCAGGAGCGACUGCAGCUGCUCUUCCACCAGUGGACAUUCCUCAACCAGCAGGAGCGAUACGAUCAGGAGGCCGUAGUGUUGGAGACGGAGGAGUUUGGAGAGGUGGCAUCGCCGGCUGCCCUGGUGUCCCUCUUGGACCGCAGCCCUCCCCAAUCGGGUCCCCUGCGAGCUUCAACGACUGACCUACGCCACAGUGCUGGUCAACAGGGGCAGUCGUGUGGCCUGCUACAGCUGCUGGACGACGAGUGCUUGUAUCCGGGCAACACUGACCAGGCCUUCCUUGACAAGCUCCUCCACAUGGCAGCUUCGGUGCAACCUCGGGAGCACCAGUCGCUGUUGGAGCGAGGAGCCCGUCCAGGGGAGUUCACCGUCCUACACCAAAUGGGCUCUCUGCCGGUCACCUACUGCUGCAGGGGCUGGCUGAAGGCGAGCCGGGAAACACCAUCAUUCCGUCAGGCACCACUGCUGCUGCAGGAGUCACAGAAAGAGCUCGUGAGCCAGCUGUUUUCAUCGGCUCGGGGCAUGCUGCCCCCAGUGGGCCUCGGGGGCAGCCUGACGGCCGAGACAAACAGCACGUCCUCGCUGCGCCGCUCGUCCAGCAUUCGGCGUGCCCAGUCGGUGGCUGGUGCCAAGCGGCGCUCACUGCCUCUCCAAGUCAAGCACACCACCGACAGCCUGCUGGAAGUUGUCCGUCGGACUCGCCUCCAUUUUGUGCACUGCCUGGUGCCCUGUGAGAAGUCGUCUACCAGCACCAACGACGCUGGGGACGGUGGCGAGCCUCGUUUUGACGUCGACCUAGUCCGGUCUCAGCUCAAGGGAGCCCAGAUCUUAGAUGCCGUGCGUGUACGCAAACAGGGCUUUCCAGAGAACCUUCUCUACCUGGAAUUCCGGAGACGUUACAGCUUACUGGCAUCUCCGGACACCCGCCCAGUCAACGGUGAGCCUGGAGAUGAGCGUGCGGCCACGGAAGUGCUGCUCCAACAGUUGGACCUGGAAGCCAGCAGCUAUCGCCUGGGUCUCAGCCAGAUAUUUCUGCGGGCAGGCACCCUGUCCCUUCUGGAGUCCCAACGGGAGGAGAAGCUGGCCGAGGGUCUGAUCCACCUGCAAGCGCACCUGCGGGGAUACCUGGCUCGAAAGCGGUUUCAGCAGCGAAAGGUCCAGGAGCUAGCCAUCUGCUGCAUUCAGCGGAAUGUGCGCAAGUUCCUUGAGAUCCGCGACUGGCCCUGGUGGCGGCUCUUCGUCAAGAUUGCACCCGUUCUCAACGUGCAGCGCACCGAGCAGGAGCUGCGUCUCAGCAGGGAGGAAGUUGAGCAGCUCAAGGCUAAGGUUGAGAAGCUCGAGAAGGAGCGCUCUGAGCUCAAGCAGAGUCACGACCUUCUCGAGGCGAAGGUCAGCGACCUCUGGACCGACCUGGGCCAGGAGCAGGCGGCGUCCGCGCAGGCGGCCGAGAUGCUCGAGGCCGAGACGGCUGAGCGGCUGCGACUCGACAAGGAGGUGCGCGAACUGCAGACGCGCUGUUCGCAGCUCCAGCAGCAGAAGGACCGCAUGGAGAUGGAGGCCAUGGAGAGCCGCAUGCUGCGCUCGGCCGACCUCAACGGCGAGGUCUCGGACGAGGACGACGCCGCGGCCGCCGGGUCCAUCUACAAGCAGAAGUAUGAGCGUGCUCUGCGUGAGGCCGAGAUGAACAAGCGCCAGAUGAGCCAGCAGCAUGAGGACGACCUGGAGAAGCAGAUGAUGGCGAGGAAAGCGACCGAGAAGAGGCUCACCGAGGCCCUGGCGGACCUGGAUGAAGGGCGCCAGGCUGUGAACCAGUGGAAGCGCAAGGCGCAGAAGCUCAGCGCCGAACUGCAGGACCUCAAGCUGCUGGUGGAGGAGCACAUGGCGCGCAACGCCGAGCUCGAGAAGAAGCAGAGAAAGUUCGACAGUGAGCUGGGCCAGGCGUCGGAUGGCCUGAAGCAGGAGCGCCAGCAGCGCGAGAAGCUGCAGCGUGAGCGAGACCUGCUGUGUGCCGAGAAGCAGGCACUGGAGCAGCAGCUCAUGUGCUGCCGCACCGAGCUCGAUGCGCAGCAUGACCGCGUCAAAUCGCUGCGCCGGGAACUUGACGAGCUCAGCUUCAGCACGCAUGCAGAGGAAGAGGUGGCGAAGCUGAAGCGUGCCAAGCAGGAGCUUGAGCGCAAAAGCCGAGACCAGGAGGAGGAGCUAGAGGACUUGGCCGCCCAGGUGACCAUGCUGGAGCAGUCCAAGCUGCGGCUCGAGAUGGCCCUCGAGAAGGCCCGCCAGGAGCACCGGCGCGAGCUGUCGCAAAGGGAUGAAGAGGCUGACGAGGCACGCGCCGCCGCUACCAAAAAGCUGCGCAACAUGGAGGCCUUGCUGGAGUCUGAGCAGGAGGAGCGGCAGUGCCUGCAGCGGCAACGCCAGGAGCUCGAGCGGCGGCUGGCCGAGCUGAGCGAGCGACCGCCGCCCCGGGACCCCCAGGUCGAGAGGCGCCUGCGCAGGGACCUGCGUCGCACACGGGCACUCCUGCAGGAUGCACAGGUCAUGCUGGACUCUGCACGCAACGGACAGGCAGCACGUUCCAUGCUCAGGCAACUCAAGAACCAGUUGGAAGAUGCCGAGUUUGCCAAGAGUGCGGCCAUCAAGGCUCGUCAGGGGGCGGAGGCCGAACUGGAGGAAGUGCAGUCGCAGCUGGAGGAAGUUCUGCGCACCAAGAAUGAGGCGGAAACCAGGUGCCUUCAGCUAGCGCGAGAGAAGGGAGCCCUGCAGGUGCAGCUGGAGGAGAUGGAAGAAGAGCAGGCUGAGCUCAUGAAAAAGUACAAAGCUGCCGUGCAGCAGAUGCAAAACGACCAGAAGUUAAUGAGUGAACAGACACAGCAGAUUCUGGAUUUGGAGUCUGAGAAGCACCACCUCAAAGAACAAGUGCACGACCUUAGCUCCAAAAUGGACCACCUGGCCAGCCAGGCAGAAGAUUCGCAUGCUGUGCGCCGCCUGGAGGCCAAGGUGCGUGAGUUGGAGUCAAGGCUCGAGUUGGAACAGACCGCCAAGAGCAGGCUAGAGAGCCAGGUGCAGCGCCUCAAGGAGCAGUGCAACAGGCUGCAAGAGGAGUCCGAGCAGGCGAUCCACAAGGAGCAGCAGAGCCUGGAGAGCUGCCGCAAGCUGCAGCGGCAGAUGCGGGAGCUGCGCGAGGAUUGCACCACGCUGCAGCACCGUGAAGCCGAGGCCCAGCAACGCUGCCACGAGCUCGAAAUGUCCCUGGAGAACGCCGAGAUGGACCUGCAGGGAACCAAGCAGGACCUCAAGCUGGCCUGCCAGCGCAUCCAAGACCUGCAGGCAGCACUCGAGGAAGACCUGGAUUCUGGCACUGACGUGGCUGAGGACAGUGACUCCGACAGUGACAAUGACGUGGACAUUGACACUCUGUUGCGGAGGCACGGCCUGGGCAGUCAAUCACGCAUGUCCUCCAUGGGGGACAUGUCACCGCUGCCGGUGACUGGCGGCAGCAGCCGCCGCAGUUCGGCUGCAGUCUCACUCAGUAGAUCGAAUGAGAGUCCCAUCUCUGGACUGUCAUCUGUGAGCCCCGAGCUUGAGCUGGCUGACUCUGGCAGUGGUCGGACAACGUCGUACAAGGACGACCAGCUCGUGGACGUGUGACGGUGCCGCAGGCGAAAGGCCACUGGACCUGGCAGAUCGUCGUUGAGUGCGAUGCACGUCACCGUAACUGGACCACCGAUGUUCCUGGCUUGUUUUUUUUUUUUUUUGUCUGUUCCUCUGUGUUCCUCGAGACGUACCGAGUGUUUCGAUAAGAGUGCCAACCAAUUCAUCAUGGCCCUCCUUGCCACAGACGACUAACCCCAGCGUGAAGACCCUGAGCGUCUGGUUGCCUUAUUUUUCAAUUGCCCAUGUUCCUUAAGACCAGCUCAGUUGAUUUGGUUGAUACAUUUCCCGUUCAUUGUUUUUUGUUUCAUUUCUUGUUUCUCAGAACUUGCUGCCCUUUCUCUUGCGCCAAGUAUUCUAGGAGUGGGACUUUCAGAAAUGAACUACAGAUAAUGCAUAUGACAGACAUGAACACUUCAUGUGUGAUGUCUGUCUUUUUUUUUUUCAACAGCGUGAUUAUAACAGAAAGGUAGUGAGGUAUGUAGUUCAAUGUGAAGUCCCAGUGUCUCCUACUUCCUAGUUACAAUGCUGUACUUCUUGCGAAAAUAGAACAGUUCUUCCUUUACUACACCAGCGUGCGGAAAAUGACACAAAUAUCAUCGAGAUGAGUACAGUUAUGGAAGCUCGGGUGUGCAUACUUAACGUAUUGCCGUGAUCUGCACAAGUUAACAGUACACGUAUACAACAGCAUACAUUGCCACUAUUUCCAAUCAGCAGAGGAAGCAAGGCCGCAUGCCACAGUAUAUGACUCGAGCAGACGACGCCCGGUUUCUUGACCAAAAUUUUCAUUAUUGUCGCAGUUCCUCGCAAGCGAUUCAUGCAGCCAUUAGUGUUCAGGCCUUGGGGUAGCCACUUGCUGGCAUUUUUCUGCACGUAGCUGUGGCUUGGGUUGAGUUUGAACUUAACAGGUUGUCUUGGUGGAGUCGCACAACUUCUAUUAACACGAGGAACACCGUAAAUUGUGGCGAGAGGGCAAAGCCUUACAUCUAAUUGCCACUUAGGCAAUCGCUACACCAGUUUCCAGGGUCGGUUGUGAACGCAUAUUCGCACAAGCAAUCCCCUGGCAACAAAUAUACACCGCUAUAUAACGUUUCCAGGUUCUUUUGUAUGCAGCAGAAUUGAGAAGCCAUGUUUUUGGCUACAUUUUGCUAUGCAUAUGGCAUGCAAAGAGCAAUGACAUUUCAGUUUUUUUUUUUUUUUUCACAUUGCCCUUGCAUGGAUGAAGUUCGUGGAUUUUAAUCGAACAAACCAGCAAGUGCCUUGCUUUUUUAGACAAAGUUUUUGUGGAUAAUGCUAGCUUUUGGCGUGAUGUCUCCUUUUUUCGCUAGCUUCGUAUACAAAUGUCGAGAAAAGCGCGCACCUUCGAGUCGAAUUUUGUACACUGUAUUCUCACUUCCCCCCUCCCCUCAGUGCCGCGCUGUUCAUUCUGACCAGUGUAAAAAAAAUGUGCUUGCAACAGUUGAUAUUUUAUGUCUGAGCUUUGCCAGUGAAAUGAACUGCUGAAGGCUCGGUGAACUUGUUUUUACUGAAGCUCUUACAGAAUUACAAUGUUUGUUUAUAGAGGAGAGAUAGGUUUAUGGUCUAUGUAAAGAGAUAUGUUUAUUCCUGCUACCCGUUACACAUAUUUUAUUGCAGCGUUGGUUCCUUUUAAAAUUAUGAGCAAAUGUGAAAUAUAGUAGCUCUAUGCAGAAACUUUCACGACUCCGAUUUUCAGGCCUUUUUAUUUUGCCUUUUUCGUGCUGAAACUUAACAGUUCAUGAUUUGUUGCUUAAAUAUUUUUUUUCUUUUUUUGCAUUGGAGGAUGGCUUAUAUCAGGCACUAUAACUGACUUAAUUUAUUGCCAUUGGUUAGUACGUUCUGUAUUCUUUUUAAACACAGAUAAUUUUGGAGUCAACUGGCUUGAUAUCAUUUUCGUUAUUGCUACUUAGUUUUAUGACCUUUCAGAGAAAUGGUAUCCCCCUUCCAGUUAAUUCACUCUUUUUUUUUACAAAUGAACAGAGGUGUGAUUUCAAUUUGCAGUCGCUUCUGUGAAACUAGGCAGUUUACUGUGGUGCACUCACUAGUGAGUUUUGAUCCCUUGCCGUGUUGUAUACACCCAUUUUUUAGCCCCUCUUUUUCAGAUACGUACAGGGACACGCUUUAGCUGUAAAUGUAUGUAUAAUUCUGUAAGUAUGCGGAAGUGGGCGUGAAAUGUUUGGUCGAAAGCCGAUGACAGUCGUGUUUGUAUGUCCCUUCUGUGUGAGUGCUUGUGAAAUAAAGAGAAAUUACGAAUA
Molecule: messenger RNA, 8592 nt
Organism: Rhipicephalus microplus (southern cattle tick)
Lineage: Eukaryota; Metazoa; Arthropoda; Arachnida; Ixodida; Ixodidae
Product: unconventional myosin-XVIIIa-like
Biological process (GO): actomyosin structure organization
Cellular component (GO): cytoplasm; myosin filament; myosin II complex
Molecular function (GO): actin filament binding; ATP binding; cytoskeletal motor activity
Source: RefSeq, a predicted model, not a curated record